Molecule: messenger RNA, 5866 nt
Organism: Dermochelys coriacea (leatherback sea turtle)
Lineage: Eukaryota; Metazoa; Chordata; Testudines; Dermochelyidae
Gene: SMO
Product: smoothened, frizzled class receptor
Exons: 12
Coding region: 26-2611 (861 amino acids)
Biological process (GO): smoothened signaling pathway; central nervous system development; commissural neuron axon guidance
Cellular component (GO): dendrite; cilium; plasma membrane
Molecular function (GO): patched binding; transmembrane signaling receptor activity
Source: RefSeq, a predicted model, not a curated record
GGGCCGCGGGGCGAGGCGGGCCAAGAUGGCUGGGAGUUUGCCGAGUGGCCCGCGGCCCCGGGGCCCGGCUCGCCCUAGGAGAGGCGAGGGGGGGCGCAGGGGGCCGGGGAUGGCCCCGGCGGGCUGGGGCUGGGGCUGGGGCCGGGGCCCCCUGCUCUGCGGGCUGCUGCUGCUGAGUCUGGGCCCGGGGCCGCCCGCCUGCCGCGGGGCGCAGCUCAACGCCUCGGCCGCCCGGGACCGCUGCAAGCGAGCGGCGCCCUGCGAGCGCCUCCGCUCCAACGCCUGCCUGGGCUCGGCGCUGCCCUACGCCGCCACCUCCACGCUGCUGGCCGCCGACUCGGGCUCCCAGGAGGAGGCGCACGACAAGCUGCUGCUCUGGUCCGGUUUGCGGAACGCCCCUCGCUGCUGGGACGCAAUUCAGCCCUUGCUCUGCGCCGUGUACAUGCCCAAGUGUGAGGACGGCCAGGUGGAGCUGCCCAGCCAGACCUUGUGCCAGGCCACGCGGGGUCCGUGCACCAUCGUGGAGCGGGAGCGGGGCUGGCCCGACUUCCUCAAGUGUACCACAGACCGCUUUCCCGAGGGCUGCCCGAACGAGGUGCAGAACCUAAAGUUCAACAGCUCGGGCCACUGCGAGGCCCCGCUGGUGCAGACGGACAACCCCAAGAGCUGGUACGAGGACGUGGAGGGCUGCGGCAUCCAGUGCCAGAACCCCCUCUUCACGGAGCACGAGCACCGCGACAUGCACGUUUACAUUGCCGCCUUCAGCUCCGUCACCAUCUUCUGCACCUUCUUCACGCUGGCCACAUUUGUUGCUGACUGGAAGAACUCGAACCGUUACCCGGCCGUCAUCCUCUUCUACGUCAACGCCUGCUUCUUCGUGGGCAGCAUCGGCUGGCUGGCGCAGUUCAUGGACGGGGCUCGCGGUGAGAUCGUGUGCCGAGCCGACGGCACCAUGCGGCUGGGAGAGCCGACCUCCAACGAGACUCUCUCCUGCGUGAUCAUCUUUGUCAUCGUCUACUACUCGCUGAUGUCGGGCGUGAUCUGGUUCGUCAUGCUGACCUAUGCCUGGCACACCUCUUUCAAAGCACUGGGCACCACCUACCAACCCCUGCUAGGCAAGACCUCCUACUUCCACCUGGUCACCUGGUCCAUCCCCUUUGUCCUCACUGUCGCCAUCCUGGCCGUCGCCCAGGUGGACGGAGACUCCGUCAGCGGCAUCUGCUUUGUGGGCUACAAGAACUAUCGGUUCCGCGCUGGCUUCGUCCUGGCUCCCAUCGGCCUGGUGCUGAUCGUGGGAGGCUAUUUCCUGAUCCGAGGUGUCAUGACUUUGUUCUCCAUCAAAAGCAACCAUCCCGGCCUGCUGAGCGAGAAAGCUGCGAGCAAAAUCAACGAGACCAUGUUACGGCUGGGCAUCUUUGGCUUCCUGGCCUUCGGCUUCGUGCUCAUCACCUUCGCCUGCCACUUCUACGACUUCUUUAACCAGGCUGAGUGGGAACGGAGCUUCCGGGAGUAUGUCCUGUGCGAAGCUAACGUGACGAUCGCCAUCCAAACCAACAAGCCGAUCCCAAACUGCGAGAUCAAGAACCGGCCCAGCCUUCUGGUUGAGAAGAUCAACCUCUUUGCUAUGUUCGGCACCGGCAUUUCCAUGAGCACCUGGGUGUGGACCAAAGCCACCCUCCUCAUCUGGAAGCGCACCUGGUGCAGGCUGACCGGCCAGAGCGACGACGAGCCCAAGAGGAUCAAGAAAAGCAAGAUGAUUGCCAAGGCCUUCUCCAAGCGGAAGGAGCUGCUGCACAACCCAGAGCAGGAGCUGUCCUUCAGCAUGCACACCGUCUCGCACGACGGGCCCGUGGCUGGUUUGGCUUUCGACAUCAACGAGCCCUCAGCUGACAUGUCUUCGGCCUGGGCCCAGCACAUCACCAAGAUGGUGGCCAGGAGAGGGGCUAUCCUGCCGCAGGACAUCUCCGUCACACCCGUGGCGACACCCGUGCCGCCGGACGAAAGGGCGAACCUGUGGGUGGUGAAUGCAGAGAUCUCGCCCGAGCUGGAGAAGAGAGCCAGCCGCAAGAAGAAGAAGAGGAGGAAGAAGAAGGAAGUCUGCCCCCUGGGGCCCGCCAUCUGCGACAUGGGCUACUUCACCUCGCAGGCCCGCAGUGCCAUCCCUCGCCUGCCCAAGCUGCCAAGGCAGAAGUGCCUGGUCUCCAACCCCAGAGGAUCUCAGCUUGGGGAAGAGGUGCCACCUCUGGGCUCCUACCCUGGCCUGAGGCUCAGCAUCUCCCAGCAUGAAGGCCUCUUCCCCCAGGGACCCCAGGACAAUCCCGCCAGCUCCAGGAAACACGAUGCCCUCCGUCUGAUCAGCAACCCCUUCUGCCCCGAGACCAGGCCCCAGGAAGAUCUGGCCCUCGAGGGCAGCGUGAGGUGCUUCCUUGCACGCCAGCAGUACAACAGCUCGUACCGGCCCCCUGACGCAGGCCUGGAUCCUGGUGCCCUGGCCGGUGGGAGCGUCCCCUGCGGCCCAAGGACUCAUGGCAGAAGGGCAGGCUUUGCCUCCAUCCACUCCCAGACAAAUCUCAUGGAUGCCGAGCUGCUGGAUGCCGACUCAGACUUUUAGGGCAGGAGGGACCCAGACCCUUUCUGCUGCUUGGAUAAGCCCUGGAGACCACCUCUUUAGGAGACAGACUGUGGAGGAGCCUACAGACCCCCCAGCAUACAGACACGGGUUUAAAGCUCACGCUCCAGGUUCCGACCAGGUACGGUUUUCGCUCGGAGGCAGGUUCUUCUCUGCUGCAAACCUUGAUGCUUCCUUGGUAGUUUGCGGCUGCUUUUGAACUCCUUUCCCAUCCUGGGUUUCCCAGGCACCUCCCUGCUGAUCUUCCCACCCGAGACAUUCAGCCCUCGCCCUGCUCGCGGGAGGGAGCCAGCCCUCGUCUCAGCUGGUUGUACGACAGCUGGACAUGGCCUACCAGGUAUUGUUAUUUAUUGCUCCGCGGGUGACGGAAACAAAACCAAACGGAUGUUUGCUGGUGAUGCCCCAAGAGGCCGGGCUCCUGCGGGGCUUCUGGGAUGGAUCCAGGAUGCCCCAGCUCCCAGAUGGAGUCGUGGAUUGUUCCUUUCUUCACCCUGCUGCAUGGAGUUUUUUGAGGACUCCCCCAACGGCAGCUCUGCCCCAACUGGGUGCUGUUUGCUCCCCGAUCUUUGGACUGGGGGUUGGGAUGAGCCUAGAAGAAGAAGAGAAACGUCCCUUGAUGGCCUGGUAUCAGGGAGGCUGGGGGUCUAUACAGAGAGGAGCCUCUCCAAGGGCAGAGUUAAGACCCUGUGGCUUCCUUAUUCCAGGAGCUUCCGGCUGUCCCAUGAACCACACUGGGGACUGAAAGGAAGGGGAUGGUGGUUCUUUGCCAUGGCAGCUGUAGUAGAUGGCGGGAGAGUUUAUUUAGGGAUCUGUCUAUUCAGCUUUCCGAAGCACUGGGGCCGCGUCGCUCCCAGAUCUUCGCCCAUUCGCUAUUGCCAGGAGAGGUGGAGACUUUGUACAGGGAGGGGCAACGUGUGUAACUCGUCACCAGCAUCAACCUCAGUGACUCAGCCAAUCAUCACAACCCUCCUUGGGGCGCAUCUAAUAGUUCCCCGUACAUCUGGGGGCGGGGACAUAUUACCCAGCCCUGGAACCAGGGGCCUGGGCCAGACUUGUGAUGAACGGGACAGAAUGUGAGCUGCUGGAGGGCAAGGAGUCCCAGCUUGUAGUGCUCCAUGCGGCUCUCACGAAGCAUUGCAUGCUGGGACUUGUAGUCCCUUGCAUUUUGGAACUUGUUGUCCUCUCUGAUAUAUGUCUAUUAAUGCCCCUGUUGAAGAUCCUCCUGGCUUGCUAGAUGGGUCCAGUUCAAAACAAGCACACACUCAGCCUUCCCCUUUGAAGGCUCCAUCCCUGUGUGUGGAGGAAGCUAACUGGGCCCCGCCCGGCUAGAUGUUACUUAGUGGGUUUGAAUAUUUCUGUUGUGCUACUGGUUUUUUAAUGUAUCUGUAUAACACACUGAGACGUUUACUGGUGCUGAAGGCCAUAAAAGGGAUGUCCCAGCUAGAAGUUCCUUACAGGAGCAUGUCAUGUCGCCUGCCUUGGGCCCGGAUCUUGUUUACUGUGCUUUUCACUGUGGAAUAUAAAACAUUGUCACCCUUCCCACACCCAAAAUGUGCCCCGUUCUAAGCCGGGGCUCCCCGUUCUGCCCCCCAUUCCGCCAGUGUCACUCCACUGAAGUCAGUGGAGUUACUCCAGAUUGAAACUGAGAACCGAAUAAGACCCGUCAUCUGUAUCAGAGCUGCGCGCUCGUGUUCCCUUUGGUCACCGGGAUCCCCUUCACAAAGACACGGCCUCAGAGGAUGUAUUCUUGCUGGGGAGGGCCUUAUUCCUCCUGUGUCCCAGCAUCCCAAGCGGUAGGGAAGUGGCUUUUGAUUGGCUGACAGUGAUGGCCGAGAGCAGCUGUGCUCCAAACCAGAGCAGCUGGCCUGAGGCGAAACAGAAGCAGCUGUGCUGGAUGGACUGUGUUGGAGGAGGGGUGUUCCCCAAGCUGCGGGCAUGUAAAGGGCAAAUAAAACUUCUUUUCUGGUGCGCUAGCGCCCUCAGAACCUGCCAGGUGGUUGGAAUCCCCUUUUGCUCAAGAGUUGGUGGUUAAAUGGGACGUGCGCUUCACUUAAAGGGCGGAGUCUCUCAUGUGCAAGCCCCGCCCCAUCUGACUGUUUCUGUGUAAGGGGCGGAGACUCUCAAGGGCUAACCCCACCUCUCCGGUGUAAGGGGUGGAGACUUGCUGGUGCUAACCCCUCCCCUCAGUCUGAGGGUCUGUCUGUCCGAAUUGUUGACCUCCGGAGGUCAGGGGAGCUCAAAACCAGCUCGACCUUUGACCCAGAACUCAAACCUGGAACUUCCAGAAGGUUUAAAAAGUCCGGCUGCCACAAACCGCUCGUUUUCCACGUUCGUGAGCCGCCGGGUUCCAGCUGGCAAUGCCCCAGACGCAGGGAGGAAGUCUCGUCUCGUGGCAUUUCUGGGCAUGCAGGGAGUCUCUUCCCCCUGGACGGGCUGAGCUGAAAAGUCGGGCUGAAGAUAUAAAGUUUGCAGGGGCGGGUCUGGACCCAGGGUUCCAGUUUGGCCCAUUGUAAGGAGGGGGGCAGCCAGGCCCAUUGUAGCCAGAUCCGAACUCCCCCAAAGUUCGGGGGGGACUGGAGCUGGUGUUCUCAUUGAGUCCUGUCAAAACUCCUAGCCUGGCUCUGCAGGGGCAAGGGGGUUGGAGAAGCAUCGAAGUGUCUUGGUUUCUCCUGACCCUAAUUAUCUCACUGAGGGCUCUGCACUGCAAAUUUUUGUACAGGGCCCAGUAUACAGAGGCUGGCACAUGCACACACUGCUAAGUGGAUCUCUCCAAAUAAUAUAAUGCCCAGGAAAAAUGCUGCAGCUUUAUGCGGGAAUUAAGGCGGUAAAUGAUUCCAUAAGAACGUAGGAAUUUUGGAUCCUAGGAAGACCGGUUCAGUCCCCAGGUGUAUCUAGUUCAGUAUCUUGUCUCUGACAGCAGUCCAUACCAAAUGCUUUGGAAGAAGGUGUAAGACGACUUCUAGUGGUCAAUUAUAGAAUAAUCAGCCCUUCAAUGGGGUUUCUUCCCAGACCCUGGCAGUGUUAAGCAGACUAAGCCCUAAGGCAUGAGGUUUCAUAUCCUUUCUAACAUGUUUUCUAUCUGUCGGUGUUUAUUAUUCAUGUAAAUGUCUAAACUUUUGUUGAAUCCUGCUAAUUCCUGGUCUCAGUGAUAUCCAGUGACAGCAAGUUCCACAGGUUAAUUUUUCUGUCUAAAAGAAAAAAACUGCUUUUAUCAGUAUUAAAUUUGCUACGUUUCAA